Molecule: messenger RNA, 3818 nt
Organism: Ficedula albicollis (Collared flycatcher)
Lineage: Eukaryota; Metazoa; Chordata; Aves; Passeriformes; Muscicapidae
Gene: CSGALNACT2
Product: chondroitin sulfate N-acetylgalactosaminyltransferase 2
Exons: 7
Coding region: 578-2209 (543 amino acids)
Cellular component (GO): Golgi cisterna membrane
Molecular function (GO): glucuronosyl-N-acetylgalactosaminyl-proteoglycan 4-beta-N-acetylgalactosaminyltransferase activity
Source: RefSeq, a predicted model, not a curated record
GUCUUCGUUUUGCUGACUCAAACCACAGAUUCCAAGGAAAGGAGGGGAAAUGGAAUAAAAUACUCAAGUGCCAGAGGAAAAGCAAGACUAGCCAAUGAAAAUGACUGUUACUAAACUGUAGAUUGUUAUCACACACGGUGGGGGGGAAAUUGCUGCCUGUUCAAAGCUUACAAAAUUACUUUUGCAGAUUUCUCUCACAAAACUUCAAAUAAGCUAAGCCCCUUCAACUAGGACUGAACUAGGAAAUGGAAAUAUGAUUCCUUGCUGGUGUCUUCCAUCUUUCUCCCCCUUAGCAGGGUUUUUUUCUUUGGGGUAGGAAGUCCUGAACAAACUGUAUGGCGUCAACCAGACUUACAGUUGAUGGUUAUGGAUGACAUAGGAACUUCAGAUUUACAUCACUGCAAUGAUACUUGUUCAAGGCAAAGCUUGAAAACUGCUCAUCAGCUAUGUUACCAGAACUUGUAAUAGCUAUUACACUUGUAUUUUCUCUCUUUUUCUGAGUUUUGGAGUCUGGGGUGAUGUCCCCUGGAAAGCAAGAGCAGAUAAGUCAUCUUUUAGGAUUGGAAAGAGAAAUAAUAUGAGAAUGCCCAGAAGAGGCUUGGUAAUUCAAGCCAGGACUCGUUGGCUGUUGGUGGGCCUUGCUUUACUAUUCAGUUUAGUCUUGCUCAUGUAUUUGCUGGAGUGUGCUCCGCAGACAGAUGGCAAUGGAUCUCUGCCUGGUGUCGUAGGCGAAAGCAUGGGUAAAGAGUACUAUCAGGCUCUCUUGCAGGAACAAGAAGAGCAUUAUCAAAACCGAGCUACCAGUCUGAAACGUCAGAUUGCCCAGCUAAAGCAAGAGCUUCAGGAAAUGAGUGACAAAUUGAAGUCCCUGCAGGAAAAAAAGAGCCCGAAGGUCAGUGGUAUGAACUACCAGGGCACCAAAGAACAAACAUCCAAUGAUCUCCUAGAGUUUCUUCAUUCCCAGAUUGACAAAGCUGAGGUGAGCGUGGGGGCCAAACUGCCUAGUGAGUAUGGAGUCAUUCCUUUUGAAAGCUUUACAUCCAUGAAAGUAUUCCAGCUGGAGAUGGGGCUCACUCGGCAUCCGGAAGAGAAACCCGUUAGAAAGGAUAAACGAGACGAAUUGGUGGAAGUUAUCGAGGCUGGCCUAGAAGUUAUCAAUAAUCCAGAUGAAGAAGAUGGACAAGAUGAAGAUGAUGGAGUAGGAGACAGGCAGCUAUAUAGUGAAAAUGAUUUUAUAGAAGGUUACUAUCGUACAGAAAGAGAUAAGGGGACCCAGUAUGAGCUGUUUUAUAAGAAGAUGGAUGGCAUGGAGUACAGGCAUGUCACCUUGUUCCGACCUUUUGGACCCCUCAUGAAAGUGAAGAGUGAAACAGUCGAUAUUUCUAGAUCGAUCAUUAACGUUAUUGUUCCUCUUGCUGGAAGAACUGAGGCAUUUGCACAAUUCAUGCAAAACUUUAGGGAUGUGUGUAUCCAUCAGGAUAAACGUGUUCACCUCACAGUGGUGUACUUUGGACAGGAUGGUCUAUCAGAAGUAAAAAGCAUCCUAGAAUCUGUAGCUAGAGAAACUGACUUCCACAAUUACACGCUUGUCUCUCUGAAUGAGGAAUUUAACCGAGGCCGAGGACUUGACAUGGGUGCCAGAGCCUGGGAAAAGGGCGAGGUCCUGAUGUUCUUCUGUGAUGUUGAUGUUUAUUUCACAGCCGAAUUCCUCAACAGCUGUCGCUUAAACGCUGAGCCCGGGAAAAAGGUUUUCUAUCCUGUGGUAUUCAGCCUUUACAAUCCUGCUAUUGUCUAUGCCAACCAAGAUAUACCACCUCCUGUGGAGCAGCAAUUGGUACACAAGAAGGAUUCUGGUUUCUGGCGGGAUUUUGGCUUUGGGAUGACUUGUCAAUACCGGACAGACUUUCUGACUGUUGGGGGCUUUGACCUGGAGGUGAAGGGCUGGGGCGGCGAGGACGUGCACCUGUACAGGAAGUACCUGCACGGGGAGCUGGUGGUGGUGCGCACGCCGGUGCCGGGGCUGUUCCACCUGUGGCACGAGAAGCACUGCGCGGACGGGCUGGCCCCCGAGCAGUACCGCAUGUGCAUCCAGUCCAAGGCCAUGAACGAGGCGUCGCACUCGCACCUGGGCAUGCUGGUGUUCCGCGACGAGAUCGAGGCGCACCUCCGCAAGCAGGCCUACAGGACUAACAGCGAGGGCCUGGGCUGAGGCCAGCGCCGGCGUCGUCUUGCAGCCUUAACUCGCCCACAAACGCAGUGCCUCUCUUUUUCACAAGAGUUCAGAGGGUUUUUGGUUCUCCUGUUUGCCAGUAAUCCUUUGAGCGGUCUUACCUACGUAUCUGAAUUCAAGCACCUCAGCUCGAUUGGACAGCGUAUGUGGUUCAAGGAAGGUGUCUUCAGUAUUGACUGGAAAGAUCCGUGGAAUGUACAAUUCAACACUUCUCCAUGUGGUACAUUUCUGUUCUUACAUUUGCAUUCUUUUGAGAAUUAAAUAAUCUUUUGUGUCUUGAGUAUUUUCAGUCUGUAUGGCUCCCUGCACUGUGACUUUAGAAGGAUGUUGUACUUAGACUGCAUUAUAGAAAAAAGAGAAAGGUGUGGAAAAAUAAUCCCACCAUGAGAGGGAUAUGGGCAUCCUGACCAGUACAGCAGCUGUGCAGGGUGCUAAUUCCGCAGCAAGGGCUUGGUGCCACAUUUGCUGUAUUAACAGACAUUGUCAUGGUUGAAUAGAGAAUAAUUUGGGGGGUGUGGGAAUGAAAAUCCUUUUAAGUGGAAUUUUAGAGCAUAUAAUGGAAGUUCACACUACAAAGGAAACACCACCUUAUUUCAGACAAGUUGGGAACAUUCCAGCUGGGUGUUUCUGUGCCUGCUCUUUUCCCACAGUAGAUGCCACAUCUCUUCUAUAAACUUACCUGUGCUAUUAAACUUGUUUGCUUAAAUAUUUUUGGCCCCUCCUUCUUGUUCCAAGGCCCUGCCUAUAUAUCUCAUCAUUUAAGUUGAGGAACCAUUGUUUCAUUCCCAUAUCAAUUUAUUAGAGGCCUGUUUGCUAUUAUGCCAAUAUUUUCCUUGUGCACUCUUUCUCUUUUGGGCAUUUUCCUGACAUGUUUUUUACGGUGUCAUAUACUCUUUAGUUGUUUCAGUGGCUGAAAAAGCAAGUGCUAUUACAGUCUUUCUUUAUACAAUGCUCUUCAUUCCACUGAUCAUCCUAGUAGCCUUAUUCUUCACUUCUUCAGUUUGAGGAUGUUUUAAGGUGUUGGUUUUGGUUCUUUUUUCCUCUUGGGUUUUUUUGAUUUGUUUUCUUACUGGAUUAUUUUUGAGCAUGUUUAAGCAGAAUUAUGCUGUGGUCUCAUUAGUGCCUUGUACAAUGGCACUACUACUUUGGUACUUCCCUUUUUGGUAUUUUGGGAUGCAUAAGCAGUUCAAAUGCAGGCAGGUCAUUUUUCUCCAUGUUGUCUUAUAUGAUACCAUAUGGCAUGCCUCAUUUUUUAAUACAUUUGUUUGUAGAAUGAGUGCAGAGAAUGCUAAUUCGGUGGUUAAACCAUCUGCAUGGUUUCUGCUGAAUUUAGAUAUUAGUUGAAAACCUUUCUCAAACCAGGUAAUUAAGAUCUGUUUAUUGAUUUAUUUUGCUCAAGAAUUCUGAAGGUAAUUAAAGAUUGAUUUCUGAAUAGCAGAUGUGCUGUGCAAAUAGUUCUGGGCACUGAUCCUUUUUUAUAUGUAUAUAAAAUUUGCCUUUAUGUAACUUAUUGUGGAGAGCAGUGUACUGUAUUGUACUUAGAAUGAAGAGAAUGCAUUGCAGGACUUCUUGCAAUUGAUUUUCUCAA